Messenger RNA from Pocillopora meandrina, 780 nucleotides. The record is from the annotation of a GenBank genome assembly. NCBI's taxonomy places the organism in Eukaryota, Metazoa, Cnidaria, Anthozoa, Scleractinia, Pocilloporidae.
AUGGCAGAUGAUUUGUAUGCGUUACUAGUCUUGUCCUGCCUGAUCGUGUCUACCAUGGCAGUAACCGACAAGGAGAUUGACGAAUUUCUUGAUAUCUGCAUCGAUUCUAAAUACCACAAAGAAAAACCAGGACCGGAAAGUGAUUUUUUCAAUAAGACGUUUCAUUGCACCCCGUGGAAGAACCACGCUUGUUGCACGUCGAAUACAACCGACAGCAUUCGAAAAGACGGAACUCUCUCGCUGUAUAACAGGCACUGGGAUCAGUGCGGUAGAAAAAUGUCACCUCAGUGCCGUAGAUAUUUCGAGGUCGACACUUGUAUGUACGAAUGCUCGCCAAACAUGAAACCAUGGAUCGUUGUGGACCCUAAUUCUAAGAAGACCCGCAAAGAACGCUUUCAAGACGUGCCCAUAUGCAGCGAGGACUGCGAUGCAUGGUUUGAUGCCUGCAAAGACGACUUCACCUGCUCAGACAACUGGGGAGACUUCAAAACAUGGAACUGGACAAGCGGCAUGUGUAAGUUGGAGUGCAAAACUUUUAAGGAAUAUUUUGAUAAUGCCAAGAAAUUCUGCGAGAAACUUUUUAACUACUCAUGGAAGUACUCUAAAGGGAAAUUAGGCAUAGAUUGCAUGACACUGUGGCCGAAUGGUACAACAAAUUUCAACGAGAGGGUCGCUCGUAAACACGCUGAAGACAUGCUUUCCACGAAAUCAUCGGGAUCAAAGGUUGCUGUUCAAUUUUUGACAGUGAUUUUACUGGCUGGGCUAUGUUAUUAUCUUUAA